Molecule: messenger RNA, 291 nt
Organism: Colletotrichum spaethianum
Lineage: Eukaryota; Fungi; Ascomycota; Sordariomycetes; Glomerellales; Glomerellaceae
Exons: 2
Coding region: 1-291 (96 amino acids)
Source: RefSeq, a predicted model, not a curated record
AUGCCCGAGAGCCGAAAGAGCUACCAAGGCUGGAAGAACCCUGGCCCCGGCAGACGGGCCAAAGAUGUUCUCGAACAAGGUCGCGGCGACGGUAACUUUUGCGGCAAUAAAAGCUUCCUUAGGAACGGCAGCGAACUCGAAAUAAAGUACGGUAAUGACGCUCAUCGAGAGCGGCAACGCUAUCUUAAGAGUUUUUUGCGGAUUGCGGACUUCGGACAGUACCUGUUAAAUUUUAUGUAUCAGUUGAACGUUAGGAUUUCCAGCUACUGGGCUGAGAACCUACAGCAUUGA